Molecule: messenger RNA, 1540 nt
Organism: Leucoraja erinaceus (little skate)
Lineage: Eukaryota; Metazoa; Chordata; Chondrichthyes; Rajiformes; Rajidae
Product: keratin, type I cytoskeletal 47 kDa-like
Exons: 8
Coding region: 46-1431 (461 amino acids)
Molecular function (GO): structural molecule activity
Source: RefSeq, a predicted model, not a curated record
GGAGAGGCGAGCGAGCAGCGGCGACUUGACACGAACUGCAACAUCAUGGCUUUCCAGCAAAAAUCCUCCAGAACCUUUACCUCGCAGAGUAUGGGGGGCUAUGGCAGUAGCGGUGGCCGCAGCAGCAGCGGCAGCAGCAGCUUCUCCGGCUCCCGCAGCGGCGGCAGGAGCUUCGGCUACGGCUCCAGCUCCGGCGGCGGCAGGAGCUUGGGCUUCGGCGCCGGCUCCGGCUCCGGCAUCUUCGGCUCCUCCGGCUCCUCCAGUAUGAGCUUUGGGAUGAGUAGCUCCGGGAUGGGCUCCGGUUCCGGCUCCGGAUUCUUCAUCAACGAGAAGCAGACGAUGCAGGAUUUGAACGACCGCCUCGCCCACUACCUGAACAUGGUGCGGGCCCUGGAGACGUCCAACGCCGAGCUGGAGGUCCAGAUUCGCUCAAUCUCCGAUCAGAACGCCGCCGUCCAGUGCGACUACACCAGUUACUGGGCUACUAUCGAGCAACUCCGCAACCAGAUCACCGACAUGAUCCUCGGCAACUCGGGCUACAUGCUUCAGGUGGACAACUCCAAACUCGCAGCCGAGGACUUCAGGACCAAGUACGAGAACGAGCUGUCCAUUCGCAUGUCAGUGGAGAAUGACAUCAAUGGCCUCCGCUCAAUGUUAGACAACAUGACCAUGGACAGGAGCCAGCUGGAGAUGGACAUCGAGAACCUGAAGGAGGAGCUCAUUUACAUCAGGAAAAACCAUGAGGAAGAGAUGAAAGGUAUGCGUUCUCAGGUGGCUGGCAAUGUCUCAGUGGAAGUGAAGUCUGAUCACGACGUCAACAUUCUCGGGGCUAUGGAAGAGAUUCGUGCAAAAUAUGAAGCAGACGCCAAGAAGAACAAGGGUGAUCUGGAAAACUGGUACAAGGAACAGUGCGUGACUGUGGAGCAGCAAAACACUGUCAAUGCUGGAGCUAUUGAAGCAGAGAAGUCGCAGCUGAGUGAACUGAGACGCACCUUCCAGGGACUCGAGACUGAGUACCAGACCUACAUAAGUAUGAUUUCAUCUCUGGAGCAGAACCUCAAUGACACAGAGUUACGCUACUCUACCGAGAGAAGCAAGAUUGAGAUGAGGGUCAACAGCCUGGAAAUGGAACUGACCGAACUCCGCGGUAGAAUCAUGGCGCAGACCGAAGAAUACGCCUCGCUGCUGAAUAUCAAAAGCAUUCUGGAGGCGGAAAUCGCCACGUACCGCAGGCUGCUUGGUGGAUACGGGCAAUCAUCGGCAAUGUCAACAACAACAUCCACAACAUCCACAUCAAUGGUGAAAAAAGAAGUCCAAGUAGAAGCUCCCAAAGACCCUGUUAUUACAAAGAGAAAGAAGUAUGUCGAGGUGGUUGAGGUUGUUGUCGAUGGCCAGGUGGUAUCUUCUCAAAGUCAGGAGUUCUCGAAUUAAGCACAAGCUUAGAGAACAAGAAGAAAGAUCUUCAGAAGCGACAGACACCGAUGUCAAUGAUUUUACACUCUGUAUCUCUGGGAUAUGAAUAAAGUUUUGGGGAAAAACA